This is a messenger RNA of Vespa crabro (European hornet), 3026 nucleotides long. It is a transcript of the gene Rassf, whose product is annotated as ras association domain-containing protein 2. Bases 220 to 1932 code for a protein of 570 amino acids. The record is from RefSeq and is a predicted model, not a curated record. Gene Ontology annotation, biological process: signal transduction. NCBI's taxonomy places the organism in Eukaryota, Metazoa, Arthropoda, Insecta, Hymenoptera, Vespidae. The transcript has 10 exons.
AGGCAAGUCGUACUAGAGGAGAUAGUUUCAGUUGGUUUUGGAACGCAAUUGGAAAUCGUAAUUCAUUAUUUCUCUGUAGAUUACCUUAUUAGUGAUAGACUUAAUUAAUCAGAAUGUCAUAUUCAAUACAAUGGAAUAGGAAUAACAUAAACAAAAUGAUUUAACGUUAAUAUAAUUAUUCCCAUCUUUAUUUUAACUAUUUAAUGAUAAUUUGCCGUCAUGUGGAAGUGCCAUAAAUGUGGAAAACCUGUUUAUUUUGCGGAACGUAAGCAAUCUUUAGGAUAUGAUUGGCAUCCAGAAUGUUUACGCUGUGAGGAAUGUGGAAAGCGUUUGAAUCCUGGGCAACAUGCAGAGCACAAAGGAGUACCAUACUGCCAUGUACCAUGUUAUGGUGCUCUUUUUGGACCUCAAUUAUUUGGUCAUGGUACAAGAGUAGAAUCACAUACAAGUUUUGGAAAAAAAGAAGUUCGUCCAUCGUUACCGAGGUCACAUUUAGAAUCAAAAUUGAAAGUUUUUAAUCAGUAUUACGAAGGUAAAAGUGGUGGAAUCCGAAGUCGCGAGGUCAAUGGAAGAUUAAUAUUGGAAGGUGCCUUGAGAAUAUAUUGGGGUGUUCGAGGUGUUAUUCAUUUGAAAGAAGACGAUGAUCAACGUACUGUUGUUACUGCACGUAAUAGAAAUUCUUGUAGACGUAGUGUCUCUGAGGAUUUGGAGGACGAAGAUAAAACUGAUAUCACGUUGAAGAGUACAUCGGAAUGUGACACGGAAGGGAAUGCAAAGUCAAUUCCGCAAUCUCCCGAUCAUUUAAAAAGUUUGACAUUGCCUAUGAAAUUAGAUGUUAAAACCAUGGAAUGGGAUGAAUUAGAUGAAUUACUUCAGGUUGAACGAAAGGUAGACGAGGGUAAUAAAUUGUAUUCGACGAUGCCUGAAAAUCUUCCAUCGAUAAGUUCUAAUAACGAAACAUCAGUUCAUUCUUCUGAAUCAAGUUUCGAUAAAACAGAUUCUCGUGAUAAUUCCGAAACAAAUAGUCCUAAUCAUCAUGUUAAUAGGGGUAAUGAUAGUAGUAUAAAUAGUACACCGACACAUAGCAUUGGUAGUUCUUCCAGCACUGAUACGCCUAUUUAUCAUGGGACACCAAAUCGGAACGGUACUCUUCGUAGGGUAGAAUAUUUCGAUAAUUUGGAAAAGAAUGUUAUUGGUAAUAGAUCUAUUAGUACUGACGAUAGUUGGAUAGAAAAGGGCUUAAAUCGUUCAAUGUCCGGUCCAGAUUGUCUUCAACGGCAUCGUACAGACAGUGAUACGGAUUCUGUAAAUUCUCUGCAAUUUAGAGAAGAUGAUAACAUGACAAUGUCAACUGAUAGUGGUUUGGAGUUGGACGGCGUUGUUCUAAGACGUAAACAAGGAUCCACCGCAAUUCGACGUAGACCAGGUGGUCGACGUCAAUCACGUAGCCGAUUAAGACGUCGUUGUUCAAUAAAUGGUCAUUUCUAUAAUCGAGAAACUAGUUUCUUUACACCACCACAUGGUUCUCAAAUGUCUGUUUGGGUUACGAGUUUAGUAAACACGCAAGAGGUUAUUAAUCUUAUGCUCGACAAAUAUAAAGUGGACGCUAAAUCGGAUAACUUUGCAUUGUUCGUAGUCCGCGAUAAUGGUGAGCAAAGAAGAUUGAGAGACGACGAGUAUCCAUUGGAAGUGAGAGUAGUAUUGGGGCCACAUGAAAAUGUAGCAAGAUUAUUUUUGGUCGAUAAACUUUCUACACCUGAAAUCAGUUCAGAUGUUGCACAGUUCCUUAAUCUAUCAUUAGCAGAAUGCCAUGGUAUAUUGCAACGUUAUCAUUAUGAGGAAGAACGACAGAUUGUACUUUUAAAAGAAAAAUACAAGGAGAUGCGAAAAAGAAUAAAACAGAGAAUGGAGGAAUUGAAGGUCCGAUUGUAAUUAAGUGAUUAAAAACAACGGACGCACACGGUAAACAGAUCAUUAUUUUUCUAUGAAUCUUCAUUGAUAACAUACAUUUUCUUUUUUCUUAUAUUGUUGAAUGAUUAACAGAGAAAGAAAGAUAUUUAGGAUUAUAAAUAAUAAUUAUAAUAAUCGAUCGAUUCCUUCUUGACGGCCUUGCAAAUUGAAUUUUUAGAUUAAAUUAUGUUUUUGCAAUAAUAUGCAAGUCAUAUUAAACGUAGUCAAUAUCAUAUUUUCAAUUUAGCACUUAUAUCUUAUUUUUAAAUCAUUGUUUUUUUUAUCGUAUAUAUUCGUUGCAUUUAUCUACAGUUGGCAUAUAUAUAUAUAUAUAUAUGUGUGUGUAUGUGUAUUUAUAUAUAUAUGCAUAUGCACAUACAUAUAUAUAUAUAUAUAUAUAUAUACACACUGGCAAGUUAGUUAAUCUGGUGCAAUUCAAUGACAGAACCAAAUCUCAAUUAAAGAAUCAGUAAUAUGUAUUGCAUAUGCUAUUUGAUAUCAAAUAAGCAUUACUCUAGUAUGUCCAUGUGUGUAUACGUGUGUGCGUGCACGUGUACAUGCACAUUGUUAUUAUAUAAGGCAACUUUUUAAUAAUUAGUAUUUGUCUUUCUUAUAACCGUUUAUUAACGUUAUUUACUAUAGUAAUAGAAAUGCAUUACAUUAUUACUGUAAUCUGUGGUCUCGUGAUCUAUCUGAAAAAUAAACAGAUAGUUAGAUAUAUAUAUAUAUAUAUAUAUAUAUAUAUAUAUAUAUAUAUAUAUAUAUAUAUGUAAUUAAUAUGGUAUGCAAAUAUCGAUCAAUUAAUGGCCAUGCUAUGAAUCUCAAAGAUUUAAAGUUUCUUGAAGUAGGGAUUAUGCGUGAAGAAAAUAAUGAGGAUUGCUAUUAUAUAAGAACAUUCGAUGGCUUGUAAAAAAACAUGUUUCCAUAUGUAUGUAGACAUGUAUCAUAUCUAUCUCAUGCAGUAAUAUACUUGUGUUCAUGCUCCUUUCAUUCAAUCAGAUUUUAUAUCGAACGAACAAUUCUAUUAUAGCUAUUUAGAAACGAACAAGUAAAUAAAUUAAUAAAUAAAUAAAUAA